AAGGCGGAGUCAGCCAAAGAUCUGUUGUUUGUGUUCACUACAGUCGAAUAGAGAGAAAAUUCAGCUUGUGUUUAAAAACAACAAAAUAAGGACUGAUCUCGACUAGCUAUAUCUUUACCUGCUAGGAAAAUUUGAAGGGGAUGCUGCUGCGUAGAGAAACACUAUUUUUUAGUCGCUCCUCGGGUAUUUUUUUUCGGUUCGGUGGGUGCUCUGAAACGACGACGAGUUUUUUAAUACAACAAGCCUCUCAGCAAAGUGGACUAAUAGAACAAGCGAGCCCGCCGCGACACACGUCGUGCUGAAACAGAUAACAUCACAGCGACUAAUUUGCCGAAACAGAUAAAACAACAAUAUUAUUGCCUGAGUCUGGCACAACGUAAUUUUAAACCAAGGAGCCGUCAUAUACAUUUCGUGAAGAAGUGCUGAGUGAUUCCAUCCAAACAUGAAACUCCUGGAGAACUCGAGCUUUGAGGCUAUCAACUACCAGCUGUGCAUCGAGACUGGGGACUCGAACAUCAUCGGCAGGAUCGAGAGCUACUCCUGUAAGAUGGCAGGGGAUGACAAGCACAUGUUCAAGCAGUUCUGUCUGGAUGGUCAGCCCCACGUCCUGGAGGCCCUGUCCCCCCCUCAGACAAGCGCGGUCAGCCCCAGCAAAGUGGGUAAGAGCAAUGAGGAUGCAGAGAGCCCGCUGAGUGAUAAGUGCUGCAGGAAGACUCUGUUCUAUCUGAUCGCCACACUCAAUGAGUCCUUCAGACCAGACUAUGACUUUAGCACGGCCAAGAGCCACGAGUUCAGCAGAGAGCCCAGCCUCAACUGGGUGGUGAAUGCAGUGAACUGCAGCCUGUUUUCUGCAGUGGGGGAGGAGUUUAACAACCUGAAGCCUGAGUUAUGGAAUGCUCUGGACCAGGAGAUCUGCCUCCAGGAGUGUGACAUCUACAGCUAUAACCCUGAUCUGGACUCUGACCCCUUUGGAGAAGAUGGUAGCCUCUGGUCCUUCAACUACUUCUUUUACAACAAGAAGCUGAAAAGAAUCGUCUUCUUCACUUGCCGCUCAGUUAGUUUCAUGAGCGGGUGUGGUCGGGACAGCCUUGGAAACGAGUUGGACAUAGAGCUGGAGAACGAGAUGGAUGAAGAGACAGACAACUUUGAGGAGGACAGUUUCCAUCAGACGGUGUGUGUCUAGCAAGAUGGAGUCACCACCACAUCUCUGAGGGAGUGAGACCCUGUCCACAGCAGAGCAGCUCAUCACCAGAAUCUUUCUGUCUCUCUCCCUGUCUGUCUUCAUCUCAGGCACUGCAAUUGUACAGCAUUCUUGCUUGCUCGCCAGGACCCAGUGGUUUGUUUUAUAGCAUUCCUCGCAGCAAUAACUCUGAAAUGGGAGACCAGUUUCUAUAUGGGAUUUUAUUCCAGCUCAACACUUUGGAUUUACUGGCAGCUAUGACAGUGAGGUGCCGGCAGCAUUCAGUGAUUUUAAAGGACUCCUCUUUCCGUUAAACCAAAUAAAAGCUGCUUUAUAUUUGCUGGUCUCUGCAAAGUGGUGACACUGGUGGCACUGCACUGAGCUACUGUUUUAUUGUUUGCUUUUUGUAAUGUUUUAGAUCCAGGUCUGAUUGUAAGCUAGGAGAGGCCGCUGUGAACGGCACAAGAACAACUGAACAGCAGCCUUGCAGGCCUGGCAGGUUUUAGGAGUUUUUGCACCUGCCAGAGACAAAUUAAAACAAACACUGCAGACUUAAACUGAGUGUAGCUAACAAAAGCAUUCAAUCUUGCCUGCUGUGAACUGCCUUUCAUUUCAAAUGUGCAUUUCUGAAAGAAAUUAGUGUUACAGCAAACGUGUAUUUUCAUUUAAAAAAAACACCAAUACUACAUUAUGUUAAAGAAAGUUAUCUGUUUCUGACAUAUUUUCAGGAAAUCUGUUGGCUGUCUUGGGUCAUUUUACCUCAGCAGUAAUGUUACUGGCUAAAAGCAUGUCAGUCAAAAGGGAAAACAGCUGGUUGGUUAAUGAAGCCAUUGAAAGGGUGGGGGUAAUUUUACACUUCAGGUGAAAGUACCAAGCAAGUGCAACACUAACUGAAAGCGUGGCUUGCAAACAUUUGUUUAAUCAAGUGUAGUACCAAAUGUGUGUUAAAUAAAAUUGUCCUAGAACUUUCAAAGCUGCACACUUAAGACCGGUGUAGCUAAGGAAGUGCACAACAGGUAAGAUCUAUGGAAUUAUUUGAACUACAAUCGGUUGAAAUUGCCCUGCUAAUAUUUGGUGGUAAUGUUGAAUGUGCUGGUAACAGUUUUGUUUGUAUUCCCAUUAUAUGGUUUGGAUACUUGGACUCCUGUUGUCCUGCAGUUUCAACCAUCACCUCUCAGAGACAGACCUAGAAAUACUUCAAACUGCUAUUUAUUUAUUGCAUUUAUAUGGCGCUUUUUAUAUAAAAGCGUCACAAAGCCCUGUGUGACAGUGCAGCUUCUUGCAAUAGAAAUGAGUAGAAUGUGUUUCAGUCUGGGCCACGAAUGUGUUUGUUUAGUUUUUUCUACAUUUUUUUCAAAUGCAUAUGUGAGGAAUGAUUCCUGAUAAAAUGGGGCACUGGUGAAAUAGAAGAUGCUCUUCAUUGAGUAAGCAGCAGUGUGUGAAUAAAUUUUAAACAAGCAGUAUUUGGGCAAGUGCAGUAUAUUAUUAUAAUAACCUCCUUUUUAAUGUUUGAAUACCGCGUAACAUUUGUGUUUGUCUUUUUAGAACAGAGGUUUCUGCAUUGAUUUUAUGUUUUUGUAAUCUUAUAGGCAGUUCUGUUUUUUUCUUUUUUAAUCUACUUUGUUCACAUGAAUGAAUAAACUGAUUUUAAUGUAA
Molecule: messenger RNA, 2836 nt
Organism: Polyodon spathula (Mississippi paddlefish)
Lineage: Eukaryota; Metazoa; Chordata; Actinopteri; Acipenseriformes; Polyodontidae
Product: repressor of RNA polymerase III transcription MAF1 homolog
Exons: 8
Coding region: 443-1183 (246 amino acids)
Biological process (GO): negative regulation of transcription by RNA polymerase III
Cellular component (GO): nucleus
Molecular function (GO): RNA polymerase III core binding
Source: RefSeq, a predicted model, not a curated record